Molecule: messenger RNA, 2058 nt
Organism: Fusarium vanettenii 77-13-4
Lineage: Eukaryota; Fungi; Ascomycota; Sordariomycetes; Hypocreales; Nectriaceae
Exons: 5
Coding region: 1-2058 (685 amino acids)
Molecular function (GO): protein binding
Source: RefSeq, a predicted model, not a curated record
AUGAGGUAUUGCGUCCUGUGCGGAAUCCCAAUCACCCGAUUAUCCAAUGAACCAUGGCUUCAGGAAUUCAGAGCCGUGUGGGUCGAAACCACGCACUGGGACGACGUCAAGUUGUCCGGGGUCGGCAUCUGUAGUGAAAUUGACCAGGUCGGCGUUGACUCUGUUCCGAGACACGCCGACAGGCGCUACGAUGACCCUCUCGGCCCAGGACCCAUGAUUGACGUCGAGUUGCGGAUAUUCCAGCUUGAGCACCUGAUUCCUCCCGAGUACCGCGUCAGGGAACCACAGGCGUUUUGGGGGUGGGCAUUUCACUCAUCCUGCUGGGAUCUGCUCAAUCAAACCUUUACCCCGGAUCUGAAUCUCCUUUUUGGAGCCCUUCUCUCAGUCCCCAUUGGCUUGGAUGGCAUCAUCAAUUGGGGUCAUACCUAUGGAGGAGCUGCGGCAUUUCGUCACAGAGGGUCAGUCUCAACCCUGAUAAGUUGUUUUCCCGACUUUUUCUACAUUCCUCCAGAUUUUCGAUCGGAUCCUUUGCAUAUCCCCUGUCUUUCAGAUGCCAUCAAGGACCAUCUUGGCGUACAGGAUGACCCUUCCCAGCGCCGCCUUGCAAUUACGAAUGUCUCUUUACAGAAAGACAUGUUCUCCCGCCUAGCCCCUGAACUCCUUGAACAAAUCCUCACCGUCCUCUCCACUCACGAUGUGCACUCCCUACGUCUUGCGUCUCCGGUCUUUGCCACCCUGAACUUGUCAGCAACGUUUUGGGCAUCACGGUUCCGGAAAGGCAACCAGUUUGAACACAUAACAGAGGUUUCCCACAAUCCUCCAAAAUCCUGGAAGAUGCUAUAUCUUACCGUUCGAGCUUUGAGUCGCGAUAAUCCCAACAUGGCUAGUCGAAGACGCGUCUGGAAACUCAUCAAGUGCCUGCAAACCACUGUUUCCCAGAUGGUGAAUACUCCUUGCAGUGGGACCCCCUUGGAAAGUUGGUUCGAAUCUUUCAUGCCAGCCGAGUCACCCAAAGAAGAAGGCUUUUGGCAAAUAGCCAAACGCGGAAUUAUUGAUCCGGAGGCGAGGUUUCACCGUGGCUGUCGAGUCUUGCGAGUCCGGACGCUUCAUACGUCACAACCGCUUCAAGUCCAGUGCGUGUCUGUAUCCCUUGUUCACACGGGCAUGGGUGUUUUUGUGUCUGGCCUCAUAUUCAUCUAUGAAGAUGGAAAACAGGAUGCUCUAGGAUAUAUACACCAAGAUCAAACCGUCUCCAUUCGAUUUUCCACCCCCCAGCGCAUACAAGGAUGGCAAUUGGCUCUCGAUACGUCAGGUAUCAGGUCGAUCGCCGUCGUUACCGAGGAUGGUACGGUUUCUCCUUGGGCAGGGGAGCCGAGAAACUUUCCAAAGUGGCACUUGGCCGAGGACGAAGGCAUUACUGCGGUCCGGGCAGAAUUUGAUGCCUUCAAAAUGGUUUCACUCAGUCGGAAUAAACCUCGCGGUCUUCCAAGCCAACAUGGAUGGCGAAACAGCCGUCUUUGGUACAGUGUACCACCAGAUCAUCUGUUGUUCGACGGAAACGACGACUACCACUCACAAGAUUCUUCCGGCCCGAUCAUCUCAACCGUCUUAUUUGCUGGACUCGACGGGCGUUCCACCUCGAAUCUGGUUGAGAUUGCCAUUUGGACGUUCAACGGUGCCUAUAUUGGGAAAAUGGAAUUCCUCUACGCCGAUGCUUCGCUGAACCAGCACCUGGGCGAUAUGGAGCCCGCCGGGAGCAUCCCCCCAAGAGAACAGAGAGACAGUUACCAAAGAACCUCCAUGACGAUUGACAGCGCCGGGGGCGAGGAGCUAGUAGGUAUCGAGGUCAAAGAGAUGUCGGGCUACGUAAUAGGGCUGAAGCUCCGGACAAAUUUCGGCCGAGAGGUCACAUCCCCUCAGCAUCUCAUGUCAAACAGGAUCAGAUGGAGGGCCAUUAAACCAACCGGCUCAAAGGUUGUCGGCCUGUUUUCUACCCAUAGUCACAUUUUUCAAAGCCUUGGCCUAAUAUCGACAUCCCUAGGCGUUGAGGGUGGCUGA